Messenger RNA from Saccostrea cuccullata (small rock oyster), 324 nucleotides. RefSeq lists its product as uncharacterized. NCBI's taxonomy places the organism in Eukaryota, Metazoa, Mollusca, Bivalvia, Ostreida, Ostreidae. Bases 1 to 324 code for a protein of 107 amino acids. The transcript has a single exon. Gene Ontology annotation, molecular function: nucleic acid binding. The record is from RefSeq and is a predicted model, not a curated record.
AUGGUAAAAAACCGAGUCGCACCUAUUAAACCUACAACCUUAUCUCGCCUAGAGUUGAUGGGAGCCGUAAUUGGAGCCAGAUUAGCCAACAACCUCAAUGACAUAUUGAACGUGAAAUCAACAACUUUAUGGUGUGACAGUCAAAUUGUCCUUCAUUGGCUUCAGUCGAAAAAGCCAAUGAAUCAAUUCAUCACCAAUAGAAAAGCAGUGAUUGAAGAAUCAACAAAAGGGCAUACAUGGAAAUACAUUCCAACUAAUUCCAAUCCAGCAGAUCUUCAAACAAGGGGAAUCUCAUACAAACAAUUUAAAGAUAACAGUCUUUAG